AUGUCUCUACGAAUCACCAAAUUCCUACCCAUCCUCCCCCGCCGCGGCAUCCACAUCUCCCCGCGUCUAUCCAAAAACCCGCAAGACGACACGGGCAAGAUCUUUGGCGGCGGCGUAGGAACCAAGGGCCGCACGGCGGGGGGCGAGGCCCUCAAUGCGACGGCGGAGGGGGCACCGCCGAAGCCGAAGGUGUUUAAUUUUAGUACGACCGGGGCGCCGGGCGAGGAGCAGGGCUUGACCGAGGAGCAGAAGAGGGAGGUGGAGGAGCAUAAUCGGGAGUUUGAGAGGACUCAUGAGGGGGAGCUGCAGGAGGAGGGGAGGGAGAAUAAGGUGCAUUCGAAGUUUUGGAAUGGGAAGGGGAAUGGGAAGAAGGAGGAGGGGCAGAAGGCGAGUUAG
This is a messenger RNA of Pochonia chlamydosporia 170, 396 nucleotides long. RefSeq lists its product as hypothetical. The transcript has a single exon. The coding region runs from base 1 to 396 and encodes 131 amino acids. NCBI's taxonomy places the organism in Eukaryota, Fungi, Ascomycota, Sordariomycetes, Hypocreales, Clavicipitaceae. The record is from RefSeq and is a predicted model, not a curated record.